This is a messenger RNA of Arabidopsis arenosa, 841 nucleotides long. The record is from the annotation of a GenBank genome assembly. NCBI's taxonomy places the organism in Eukaryota, Viridiplantae, Streptophyta, Magnoliopsida, Brassicales, Brassicaceae.
GAGGGUUUUAGAGUGAGAGAUUGUAGAAAAUGGGAUCUUCUUCUGGGCAAAGUGGUUAUGAUCUGUCUUUCAAGAUCUUGUUGAUUGGAGAUUCUGGUGUUGGUAAAAGUAGUUUACUUCUCAGCUUCAUUUCUAGCUCUGUCGAAGAUCUUGCUCCCACCAUCGGUGUUGAUUUUAAGAUCAAACAGAUGAAAGUGAGAGGGAAAAGACUAAAACUUACAAUCUGGGACACAGCUGGACAAGAAAAGUUCAGGACAUUGACGAGUUCUUAUUUCAGAGGCUCCCAAGGAAUCAUUCUCGUUUAUGAUGUGACGAAAAGAGACACAUUUAUGAACUUAGCAGAUGUUUGGGCUAAAGAGAUUGAGCUAUAUUCGACUAACCAUGACUGCAUUAAGAUGCUUGUUGGCAACAAAGUUGAUAGAGAAUCUGAGAGGAAGGUUAGCCAGGAAGAAGGAAUGGCUCUAGCGAAAGACCUCAAGUGUUUGUUUCAUGAAUGUAGCGCAAGAACCAGAGAAAACGUGAACCGGUGCUUCGAAGAGCUUGCCGUGAAGAUUAUGGAGGUACCUAGUCUUUUGGAAGAAGGAUCAAGCUCUGUGAAGAGAAAACCGGAUUACCUAUCUCAUCAAGGCCGGUGUUGCAGCUCGUGAGUCACCUUGUUAAACCCAGGUCGGAGUAGCCUCUUUUGUGUGUAAAUUUCUCCAACAACUUAGCUUCUCUGUAAAUUUAUCAAUUCCUUGGAUCUUUCUUCUUCUUGUUCUUAUCUCGUGUUUACUUUGGGUCCGAUCCUAUAUCUUUGUCACAAAACACACUCAAAUGAUAGAGAUAAAUCUCAAAUUUCGAG